Molecule: messenger RNA, 452 nt
Organism: Truncatella angustata
Lineage: Eukaryota; Fungi; Ascomycota; Sordariomycetes; Amphisphaeriales; Sporocadaceae
Exons: 1
Coding region: 155-421 (88 amino acids)
Source: RefSeq, a predicted model, not a curated record
UGGGAAUGGGCGCAUGGGUCUUUUGCAGCUGGACAUAGUACUCCUGAUUGUACGUAUUCGUAUAGGCCACCGUCCACUAAGUUGACGGAUUGUUAAGUGCCGACUUUCUUGAAGCUGGUUUCUCACCUUGUCCAGCCAGGCGGCUGCCAGGGGCAUGCUGCUCCGAGCCUUGCUAGCGCCACAAUGCCCAGGUGUUCCUCCAAUAUCACUUUUCACUCUUGGAUGGGGCCUAGCCAGGCAACUUCAAGUCCUGUUAUUUUGUGACCACCACCCUCUGUUACCUGAACACGCAUAUCGUGGCCGUUUCCUUACAUGGGGCGAGUCGUAUUGGUCGUCCUGGUCGCAACGGCUGGUCGUAUCGGCGUGUCCUAGCUUACGUUCGAUGACUGUAUACGUUGGAGGGCUAAGUGCCGGAUGGUAGACCAAGCCUGGUAGGGCUUAGUGGCCAACAG